AGUGCAUGUGGACUACACACACAUGAGUAAAGACACGGACAGAGGAGCUGCUAGUGGAUUGUAUGAGAGUGUUGCACUGAAUCUGACGGAGUUAUGUACUGUGCUCAUCCUGUCUCUGGCACAGGCAACAACUCCCUGAUGUAUUGCUACAACAUGAAACCGGUUUAUGGGCAGUCUCCCAAUAAUGACGACGACAUCAACCAGAACUCAUCUUUUCAUCCAUCCUCCAAGGCCCACAACAAUGUGUUCGCAAGCACCUUCUUUGAGGGGACAAGCAAUUCGCCCGACAUCUGGAAUGCUGUAAAUGGGCUGAACCAGCAGGGCUAUGAAGGUGCUCUGGGAGCAGCCCACCAGACCCAGGCGGGGGGGUACAGCAGCCUGCAGCCGGUGCAGCACAGUCACCUGGACUACUCUCCACACUCAGUGGUGGCUGCCGACAUGAACAGGGGUCUCCCUCCAAUGUCCACCUUUCACCGCAACAACACAGCAUCACACACUCCGACAAUCAACAACUCAGACAAUUCAACAGUCUCAGGAAGCAAGGGACAUGUGUCAGGAGGAUCACAGACAGGCGAUACCUUGGGCAAAGCUCUGGCCUCUAUUUAUUCCCCCGAUCACACCAGCAGCAACUUCCCCUCCAGCUCGUCCACACCAGUCAGGUCUCCGUCCCCGAAUGCAACUGAACCUGCAGGUACCAACAUGUGGCCCCGGAGUUCAGCCCAAGCACCAGUCUCACCACACUACGAGUCUUCCCUUAUAUCAUUGUCUCAGGUGGAGGACCGGCUGGACAGACUGGACGAUGUGAUCCACGUCCUGAGGAACCACGCUGUGGGCCCCACGGCCGGCCUGCCUGCAGACAUCCACGGCCUGCUGAACCAGAACCUGCAAGGCCUCCUGGGAUCUGCCGGCCCCCUGCCGCUCACCUGCCACACUCCAGCCAUGGUUGAAGCUGUCAAUAUGAACAACAACCACCCAGCCUUCCAGAGCCACACACAAAAUGGCCACCCGUACCCAAUCAGACAGAGGGCCACAAUACAUGACAUGCAAAGUGCAGGAAGUAAUCUGGAGCUGAAGAUGGAGAGCAGGGAACGGGAAGAGAUGAACCACACUAACCACAGUCACAGCUCCGACAGCCAGAGGUCAGAUGAGGAGAGCAAAAACAAAACACAAGGAGAUAACAGUAUCGAUGAGGAUGAGAAUCUGACCCCGGAGCAGAAGGCCGAACGUGAGCGCGACAGGAGGAUGUCCAACAACUCCCGUGAGCGCCUGCGUGUGCGGGACAUCAACGAGGCCUUCAAGGAGCUGGGUCACAUGGUUCAGCUGCACCUGAAGAGCGAGAAGCCGCAGACCAAGCUGCUGGUGCUGCACCAGGCCGUGUCUGUGAUCCUCAGCCUGGAACAACAAGUCAGAGAGAGGAACCUGAACCCGAAGGCAGCGUGUCUGCGGAGGAGAGAGGAAGAGAAGGCGUCUGCAGCCAUGGCGGAUCAACAGUCCAUGCAUCUCGCUUUCCAUCCCAGUCUGACAGACCCAUCAAACCCCAUGGGCCACCUCUGAGCAUCUGAUAAUAACUGAAUCAAAUACAGCAUAAAAUGCUGAUCGAAGAGCAACCAGGAAGCCCUCUCAGUUUGAACAAUCAUCUCCUUGCUUCCCAACCGGACUUCUAACUUUGUGCCUACACUUAACUUGUAACAGACAAAUGCAUUGUAAACUGCCGAUGUUUUGUACAUAUUUUAUAUAUUUAUUGGUUAUCUGUCUGUUUUGAAUAUACAGUAUCUGAAAGGAUGAAACCCAGUAGUGACGAGUGUCAUCUGCAGUUUUGAUUUUUGGAGGAGCCAGAUAUGUUUCUGAUUGAUCUUUUCAGUGUAUCACUAUUAACCACGUACACUCGUGAUUUUCACCGAGCUCAGAGAACUGACAUUCCCAUAUUUGUGUUCAGACAUCGGAUUUCAAUUGUCCUGUGGUGUGUGUGAGAGUGUGUGAGCUGUUGUUUAGUGUGUGCAUGUGUGCGAAGGAGUUUGACCAUUCUAUGAAUGAACAGAUCUCCCAAAAUGUUCUUUGACAGGUCGGCAUCAUCUGUUAUUUGUACACAUUUCACACAUUUAUGUAAUAGCACUGUUAACAGGAUCACACUUAACGAGACAGAGGUGGAAAAUGGACUUCGUCUUCUCAGAGUAAAUCUCGCUCUUCAGACUUAGUCAAAGCUCUUUGCAUGUUUGAGUUUUUACUAGAAUAUUAAUUUUUUAUAAGUUAUGUAACUUAUCUUUUAUAAUAUUGUGCAUUUCAUAAUGUCUCCAUUUACUUUUAUAUAUGAAAACCUUUUUGUGCUGUUUUAAUAGAUGUAGCCAUAUUCCAUGCUCUGAGCAAUACAGUGUAAAAUAAUAAUUGAUGUCUUGUUUGCAUAUCAAACUGCUAAACAAAUAAUAAUUAAAAAUAAUCUGAAAUUAUUUCCAUCAUGACAUGUACAGUUUAAGUAGCCAACAGGCAUGUGUCAAAUGAUAAUGUAGCAAUAAAUGUGUCUUU
Messenger RNA from Trematomus bernacchii (emerald rockcod), 2520 nucleotides. Its product is annotated as transcription factor 12-like. The record is from RefSeq and is a predicted model, not a curated record. The coding region runs from base 94 to 1554 and encodes 486 amino acids. Gene Ontology annotation, molecular function: DNA-binding transcription factor activity, RNA polymerase II-specific; protein dimerization activity; RNA polymerase II cis-regulatory region sequence-specific DNA binding. The transcript is spliced from 13 exons. Gene Ontology annotation, biological process: regulation of transcription by RNA polymerase II. NCBI's taxonomy places the organism in Eukaryota, Metazoa, Chordata, Actinopteri, Perciformes, Nototheniidae. Gene Ontology annotation, cellular component: transcription regulator complex.